AUGGGUGUGAUGCCGAGGUCUCCGCAGGAUUCGUCUCGAGUUCUGGGAAAUUCGGGGCGGGUCCUCUGCCGAUUGGAUAAGAUGGAGUCUAGCCAAUCUAACACUAAUGCCUCAGGAAGUGCACCUUCCAUUCAACCCCAAUCUCAAUCCCCAACAGAAACAGAAACUGAAACCCAAUCACAAGUAGACUCAGGUACUGUGGGAGGGAAGAGGAAACCCCCAAAAUCUGUGGUGUGGCAACACUGCAAGAAAGUCCAGAAGAAAGAUGAUAAUGGGAUCGAUAAGGUACUUGCAGUUUGCAACUAUUGCAAAUUAGAGAUGCCGGGUGAUUCUAGGAAAAAUGGGACAACCGGUAUAAGAAAUCACCUAGAGAAGAGAUGCAAGCUCUCUCAUCUUUUUGAGAGUGGAGAUAGAACUCAAUCGAUCUUGACAAAUUUCAGUAUGGGCGGUCAAGCUCAAUUGGUUCCCUACACCUUUAAUCAACAAAGGUGUGAAGCCAAAUGUGUGAGGUAUGUCAUUAGGGAUGAGAUCCCUUUUAGGCAUGUUGAGGGUGGAGGGUUUAAGGAGUUUGUGUAUUAG
Messenger RNA from Prunus armeniaca (apricot), 579 nucleotides. The record is from the annotation of a GenBank genome assembly. Lineage: Eukaryota; Viridiplantae; Streptophyta; Magnoliopsida; Rosales; Rosaceae.